Molecule: messenger RNA, 8019 nt
Organism: Malaclemys terrapin pileata
Lineage: Eukaryota; Metazoa; Chordata; Testudines; Emydidae
Gene: CASTOR2
Product: cytosolic arginine sensor for mTORC1 subunit 2
Exons: 16
Coding region: 267-1256 (329 amino acids)
Biological process (GO): cellular response to L-arginine; negative regulation of TORC1 signaling
Cellular component (GO): cytosol
Source: RefSeq, a predicted model, not a curated record
GCUGCCUCUGAGCUCCCUUAACUCCUUUUGCCUCUGGUCCUUUGCUUAGCUUCCCCCUCUGCCCGUCUUCUCUUGCUUUAAAUCUCUCUCUAACUUUCACAUAGGCUUCUCCCACCCCCCUGCUCCCUCCCUUUUCCUGGAGUCUUAAAGGGGGAGAAGAAGAAAAUAAUUAAAAAAAAAAAACCCUUCCCUUUUUUUUUAAAACAUAGAUUAAUAAAAAAAUUAAACCCCAACCUAGAUGAACUACAAAUGAGAAAAAGGAAAAGAUGGAGCUGCACAUUCUAGAGCACAGGCUCAAAGUAGCCAGCAUAGCCAAGGAGAGCGUCCAGUUGUUUACCUAUGGAUUAAUCAAACUUGCUUUCCUUUCCUCCAAGACCAGGUGCAAGUUCUUCAGUCUCACGGAAACGCCAGAGGACUAUACGAUCAUUGUGGACGAAGAGGGGUUUCUAGAGCUCCCUUCGUCAGAACACUUGAGUGUGGCAGAUGCUACGUGGCUGGCUCUCAAUGUGGUUUCAGGCGGAGGCAGCUUCUCCAGCUCUCAGCCCAUCGGGGUGACCAAGAUUGCCAAGUCAGUAAUAGCGCCGCUGGCUGACCAAAACAUUUCUGUGUUCAUGCUGUCCACCUAUCAGACCGACUUCAUCCUGAUACGCGAGCGGGACCUGCCCUUCGUGAUGCAUACGUUGGCUGCUGAGUUCACCAUCCUCAGGGUCGUGAACGGGGAGACGGUGGCUGCCGACGACUUCGGGAUAACGAAUGGGUUUGUCAAGCCGAAAUUGGUUCAGAGGCCUGUUAUCCAUCCUCUUUCCAGUCCAAGUAAUAUGUUCUGUGUCACCAGCCUGGAUCCAGAUACCCUUCCAACGGUUGCUACACUCCUAAUGGAUGUCAUGUUUUACUCCAAUGGAGUAAAAGACACGGUGGUGGGCAGUGAAGACUCUGGACACAUUCGCUUUUUCUCCUUCUCUCUCAUUGAGGGUUACAUCUCCUUGGUGAUGGAUGUACAGACACAGCAGAGGUUUCCUAAUAAUUUGUUGUUUACAAGUGCAUCUGGAGAACUCUGGAAGAUGGUUCGGAUUGGCGGGCAGCCACUUGGCUUUGAUGAAUGUGGAAUUGUCGCUCAGAUUUCUGAGCCUUUGGCCGCCUCCGACAUCCCAGCCUAUUACAUCAGUACUUUUAAGUUCGAUCACGCAUUGGUACCUGAAGAAAAUAUAAAUGGCGUAAUCAACGCACUCCAAGUCAGUCAAGCUGAAAAGCAUUAGACAUCUUCUGAGCUGGUUGCAGAUGCUUUUUUAUUAUUAUUCCUUUUCUCACAGUAUUUCUUGAAAAAUCUGACUCUGGAGAGAGAGAUUGAGGCGUCAUGAAAAGAGACUGUGAACUGAUGAGCAGAAGCAGAGGCAGCUCCAACAAGCUUUUUUUUUUUUUUUUUUUUUCCUUUCUUUCUUAAAAGUGGGAGGGCGGGGAGUUGUUAUGAUGGUUUCCUGACAUUAAGACUCCAAAGCAAAAUGCUUUCCUGCUUUUUUGGUGUGAAAGGAAUUGCAGGUAGAGAUGCAGCCUCUCACUGAAAUGCAGAGGUACAGACAGAUUGCAUACACAGUAGCUUUAGGGAGCGCUUCAAAACAACACCUGACGGGGAAGCGCUGCUUUUUUAGCAGAGAGCAUGAAAAGCAUAAAUGAAAGAGAUGUGGAAUUAAAAGGAAAACAAAAUGUUGAACUGCAUUGAUCUUUCUACUAGCAUCAGACUAUAUAAAAAUGGUAACAAUCCCUUAUGAUCUAUGUUCAGAUUGGAUACUAUUUUCCUUCACAAUUCAAUGUUGUGAGAGGGUGGGAAAUAAACUAUUUAUUUUUUUUUUCCUUCUGCAAUUCAGAAUUGGCUGCACAGAGAACAUUACAGCAUGGUUCUUUAUUAAGGGCUGUCUUCUGCCGAUCUGUACUUCGGGGGCCUCUGUGUGCUGUUGAAGUUAUGUAUAUUAGCUCCAUUUUCCACAGUCCCCCAACAUCCUCUUGCUACAACAUUGUGUCCAGGCAUCCUUCCAAGCCCAAGAAAGUUUGCCAUUCUCUGAUGUCUGUUAUCUCAUGCCAUCCCUUCCCUUUUCCCCGAUCCCUGAACUCUUAACAUGUAGGGAUUGAGGAUGGUCGUCAUGAGUCCCACUUGCUUAACCAGCCUAGUAGAGGCAAGUGAUGUACGCUCAAAUCCACUCCCUUCCAUUCCUACUGAGCCACUUUCGCUCCCCUGAUGCUUUCCGCCACAGCUCUAUUCACAAGGGUAAGGAAGCAUCCGAAAGUCCUGAGCUCAUGGCUUUCUCAAAUCAGGUCUCUUCAUGGAGGCAACAUUGGUUUUAUCAGUGUAGCUCAGGGCUCUGUUGCCUUUCUACCACUCACGUCCUUCUACGGCCAAGGCUCUUGGUGAAUGUGUUGCCAUCCAGCAAAACGGUUGGCCAAGAGCGCUAUGCUUUUGCCUUAAGCAGGGGAUGUUGAUACCCAUGCCCUGGGGGUCCUAUUUAUUUCACCUGCUACGUAAUUUCUUUGGUGAAACAUGGUUCUGGCUUGGUUUGGUUUGGCUGCGAAGCUAGGUUCCAACCCAGUGGGAGUCUUUUCAUUGACUUAGUGGCUUUGAAGCAGGACCUCAGGGCUUUGUAUUUAGAAAAGGGACCGAGUUCUACAGAAAUGUGCUGAAACAUUGACCUGGUUCCUUAUCCCUGUGUUACCAGCUCUUUUAGAGGAAAGUGAUGUUGGUCUUUUAUAGGCAGCCCUAUGGCCUGCAAUCCCGCCGGGAGCUGCUUACAUUUUGACAGCCCCUCGCAAAAGAAGCGAUGAGCCAGUGGGAACGAAGCUCAGUAGCCCAACAUUUUACCUGGUGCCAUGCAUCUUCUUCAGCCCACUUCAGAACUGACCCGCAGUCAGGACGGGGGUAAAGCCGAUGGUGAGCGUAGAGCAGGGAGGCUAAGCAUCACACAGGAGUCUGCAAUGAAUGCACCUGAAAUGCCGUAUGUCCGCAACAACCCGCUCUCUGGUGAGACGCAGGAUCGGUGAGGAGGAAGGUCACAUUCAGAGAUCUUGUUUUAUAGGUGGGAAACUGAAUUUCCUUCGCAUCUUUUAACCUGUUUUACCUCUCCCCACACACUUUUUUUUUUUAAUUAAGAAAUUGUGGAUUCUGUAGCAUUAGUGAGGAUUUACAAUCCCAAUGUAACUUCAGAGAGAACCACCUACACAGACUUGCAUCUUGCAGAUUUUCUCCAGGCAUCUGUUCCCAACCAGUACAUAUGAUAUUCAUACGUGUGUGUACAGACAUAGAUACACACACGCUGCUUACUGUGUCAUUCAGAUUACACAAGGUUUGGGGAGGACUAGGUAUUAAGAGCUUGAUGUUUGAUUUAUUAGAAAGCUCACUCUAGCCCUGAUGUUGCAGUGCCUACAAAGUUAAUGGAGGAUACUUUGGGGAUUUUUUUAAUCAAUCUGUUAAACAGUUAAUGGAACUUGAGCAUCUUUAGGCAAUAACAUGGAUAUCUUUCCAUUUUAGACCCUAAUUCAGUCCACCAUCCCUAUUUCGUUACGCGCUUCACUUUUAAACCCCUGCUUACAUUCCACUGACUUAAGCACAUGUUCAAGGUUAAGUGCUUCACUGAACUGGUCUGGGGCCUUGAAAAGAACAUUUUGGUUUCCCUUUAGGCAGCUUUUCAACUGCCCCAUGGAGAACUAUAGUAACUCUAGACUUGGGGGUUAAUGCUAAUUACAGUUAAGACGCCCUGUGUCUGGAUAUUUGCUCGAGAAGGUGCUUUCCUCAUGCUCUUUUGCAGCAUAUACACAAACAUGGUCUCAAGUUGUGUAGUGUGAUGUUUUUAAUUUUUUUUUUUAAAUAUCCCACCGACUGAAGGACUAAAAUUGCUAUACAAAACUGUUCUAUGCCUAAAGAGCCCUUAUGUCAAACCACAAGACCCAACUGAAGUCUGGCGGAGCUGUUGGAAGGUUAUGGGGUUUGAUUAGUUGCUUUUCACAGUACAGCUGCUGUAGGGUUUUCAUCCAUUGGGAAAGUGGAUGUGUCCCUUUGUGGGACUCUGGUUUUAUUUAGCGAUGCACAGGGUCCUUGAAUGAGAUCCAAGCUGCCACGUACUACUUGUCAUCCAAGGUUUUUGAGCAGUAGAGCUGCAGACUUUUUUGCAAUGUUGUGGGUCUAGAAAAUUUUGCGUAUCAAGGGUAUUGGCUAUCGGAAACUAUUAUUAAUUAGUUUACGCACUGGAGAGCAAUUACAUUUGUUACCCUCUCCGUGUGAUAUUGCUGCUUCCUAAGGACGAAGACGUUUAUAUGAAGGGAUUACUUGAAAUGAGCAGCAACUUUACUGAGCCUUAACAGAAAGCAAAAUAAUGAUCUUGUUAUAAUUGUUAUUUACUCUGUACACUCAGGCUAUUCUAGAUGACAAUAUUUUUUUCCGAGGGAGAGGGCCUUACGUUUAUGAUGUUUACGGAUGUCUCUGGUGUGCUUUAAAACUCUCUUCACAAGGCAGGUCGAUAUGCUGUCAUAAAAAUGUUAGCCUGGAAAAGUCACAUGGUGUGCUAUGACAUUGAGUGAAGUAUCUCUAAAAUUGCCAUAGGAUUAGCUGUUUUUCCCCCUCUCUUUUUGUCUUUGUAACCCCAGAAAAUGUCGAUUGUUUUGGACAACUGUCUGGAUAAUUUGACGUGAUCGCUAAGGAGCCUUUGAAGGGCGAGUGCAAUAGGCAAGUUGCAGCCUGAUGAUGAGAACUAAGUGUAAUUUCCAGCUUGGGGAAUCAGACCUGUGCUAACUCGGAUCAAGUUAAUAUGCUAAAAUUAGCUGUGUAGCCAAGGUGGUGCAAGUGGCAGGACAGGCUUGCCACCAGAGAACGUAUCUAGGAUUUCCGACGGGAUCUUACUCAAGGCAGCCAGCCCGUCCGUUGCUUGUGCAGCUUCGCUGCUCUUUGUAGCAUGUUGGCUUGACCAGUGCUCAAGUGGGUACGUCAAGCCAAGCUGGAAACAACACCUCCAGCACCAGUAUAGACAUACCCUAAGAAACUAGUAAAACAACCAGGUUUGGUGCCAGGAUGGCGCCUUGAACACCCUAGAACUAGUUCAAGAUGUGAAUGGGAUCUUCAUGGCUUCAGCAUAUCUCCCUAAUUGGCUUGACCCAGGACCUCAGAUCCAAAUUUGGGGAGAGUUCAGAUUGGGAUCCUGCUCUGGCCCAUCUCUAGCUGGUACAAGGGCUGUGCUUUGCUCGUAUAUUACAACAGCUAUUAACUCUGCAGGCUACGCUUGCUGGCGACAGGAGGGGGAUCCCCUAACCUAAAGCAACAUGUCAGAGCUUUGUUUAAAAAAAAAAAAAAACCCUUCACAAAACUCUUUCUUUUAGCACCUGAGGAAAUCCAAGUGGAUGUACAUUCCUCUCAGUACUGAUCCCAAACUACAUCACGUACUCCAGGGCUGUGAGAUUUGGAGCCCUGCUGCAAACCCCUUUUCCCUCCAGCAUUGCAGAACGCUCCUGCAAGGGGCAGAGCAAGGAAAUCCAAGACACUCUGAACAUGCUCAGGAUGAGUGGGAUCAUCUGCACUGGAGUGGAAUGCCAGGAUCCCAGCAUCAUCUUCUCCUGAAGAGCAUCACUCAGUGGAGGGGAACGUCGAAAACAGAAGUGUGGGAAAGAGGCAUCUCCCCUGGAAACCUUGUCCCUCCAUUCAAGACCUCUGAAUUAUGUGACGGGCACAUUGGGAUUUAACCAGCCUGUGGCUUUUGUGAUCAGCUGAUACAAACUAACAGCUGCUCUUCCACAUCUGACUGGCAGAGUUUCUCUGGGAUGAAAUAUAAUAGCACUUGGAAGAAGACGUCGAGUAACACAGACAAUGGUUGGAAUGAGCGAGAAGUGCUGAGGAGAGAUGUCCAGAUCCCAAAGUGAUCUUGCAACCAAGUUAGUCAAACAAGAAAAACAGCUUUCCUCUUUUCUGGCCUCUUCUGAUGAAACAAGCCCCUAAGUCACGUCCCUUUGUGGGGACAAAGGAUUUUCACCCCAGUUGGAGAUGGCAGCAUCUGUUGUUCUUCACGUUUCCUAACUGUGCCACCUUUGGUUGGCUGCCACCGAAGGACUAGAAUGUGGUGAGUAUCCCCAUUGGAGGGGCUUUAUGAAAUAUUAGCCAUUUCUGCCUUGCUGCUGGUCUCUGUUUACCUGCAAAGAACUGAGGUGCUGCUGCUGUUGGCUAGACAAUUGCGGCACAGGACUUCGAAGGUGCUGCAGUUGGGAGUUCCACACAACCCUCGCUGCCUGCAUAGACAAGUGAUGUACAAAGAGGGAAGCUUGGGGUAUGCUGGACACUAGCAGGCAUCUCGCAGUAUGUGGAGUCUAUGCUGACAGGGUUGAAUGACAUCAAAACACAUGAGCAGUCAGCAUCCCUAUAAAAACUGGAGCUGGAAAGAGCAGCUUAGAUGUGGGCAACAGCUGGAUGGACAGAGGCAUGGUUGUAGGAGCAUGAUUGUUCACUGGGCAAUUACCUGAAGGGAUACAUUGUGUGUAGGGUAGAGACCGGAGCAGCCAGCUGCAGAAGGGACUACUGUGCUCACAGCACAUCUUGGAAGAAGUCAGGUGAUGUCACGCCCUGCUACCUCCCUCUGGGUCUGGUGUGCCUACUGUAUUCUGGGCUCUAGCAAAGCCAGAGGUACAAAGGUUGUGUCUUUGCUACCCUCAAGUCCUGGCCAUGGGUUCAUUCCCUCAUGCCUGGACUUUUGCAAAGAUACUUCUGCCAGGCUUCCCACAUCCACCCUAUUCCACUACAAUUAUGACUCCCCUGCCAUCCUCUCCCUCGGGACCUAGAUUUUCAAAAACAGGAGCCUCACGUUAGGAACCUAACUAGAUUUUCCAAGAGGAAGGAGGGUAGAGGCCACGCAUAGUUGGCACCAGUCUCCGCAGUUGUGUGUGGAGAUGCAUGUUGGGGUCUGGGGCAAAAGGCCGCAUCCAGUAAGGUGAGUGGGAGGAGUUAGAACCUUAUAGACAAUUACACUCAGCAAGAAACCCAAAGUGUCGUACCUGUGCUGCUGUAGUAUAGACAUACCUAAAGGUAUAAAUUAAUGUAGAUCACUGCUCCUUUCCUUCCCACACCGGAGUGCUCACUCAGAUCUAUCUGUGGCACUGAAGGAACGUAAAGUCCAAGGGUGGAGAGCUAACUCUCUGGAGGAAGGAACCCUUUGUCUACCUACACUGGGCUCUGCCUUCAUCUACUCACAGGAGCCCUGCAACAGCAAAAAUGAACUCACCAUUUACAACAGCAUUGCCUGUCCCUCCACAUGCAGCAUCCUUUAUCUUCCCAAUCUUGAAUGGAUUGUUCAGGUGGUUAUGUAAACUAUGGAUGCGUCCUCCGUCUGCUGGACUGAGGUCAUGGUGUAUGUGAUCCCACAGCUGGAAAAUGAACUAUGUUCAGUUGAAUGAGGCCGAAGGGGAAGACAACUGAUUGGGGAAAGUGGCAAAGCUGAAAUAAUCCAUCUUGAACUACAAAACUUUUAAGGGGUGCAUACCUAAAGGAAUCCAGUCAUCCCAGAGCUGAAGAACUAGAUACGACACGGAAGCUAGCCACUCAACAGGAGUGUUUGCAAACAAUCACCAGAGACCAGAAGGCCAUAGCCUGUCUCAAAGGAAGUCAGUGUCAUCCCAUUUUACUGAUGGGGAAACUGAGGCGGGACAUGCCUUGCCCAGUCAUCGAGCAGCGAGUAGCAGAGCCAGGAAAAGAACCCAAGUAUCCCGAGUCCCAGUCCAGUGCUCUAUGCUCUAGGUUAUACUGCCUCAGAAGUGACCUAGUAUUUCUGUUUCCUGACUGGAUGCCAAAAAUACACACGUGACUUUGAGGCUGAGCUUUCUGCAAACCUUCUUCUCUGUAAAAGCCAUCAGCAGAAAGCCAAUGUCCAUGAGGAGCAAAGAUGACAGAAGCAAGUUAAAUUUUAAAAAGCAAUUGAAUGUCUGGACUUUUCUGUUUUUUUGCAGUAUUCACUCAGCCUCAGGUCCCUGCUGUAGACUCAAACCUUAAUAAAAAGAUUAAAGGGA